UGCUGCACGAGCUGGUUGAGUAACCCUUCCUCCGUCACACGCCGCUGUCAAAGGGAACCGUUCUGUGGGUUGUGAACACCGUAGUCAUGGAUGGUUCUAUUAAAACACCAAUUAAAUAUUCCGACGGAGUGAAAGAAGAUUUAAAAGUAGGUAAAACGGCUUCUUCUGUCCAAGGCUCGGAGAAUAGCCGGGGCUCCUGCCUAAAGCGUUGCUUCAUCCCGCCGGCCUACCGGCACGAGCUGGGUCAACUUUUCAAGUUAGCGGGACCAGUGAUCAUUUCCCAGUUGAUGGUCUUUAUGAUCAGUUUCGUCAGCACUGUGUUCUGUGGUCACCUGGGGAAAACUGAACUUGCAGGAGUAGCAUUAUCAAUUUCGGUGGUUAAUGUCACCGGUAUUUCCAUUGGCACUGGUUUGUCGUUAACUUGUGAUACCCUCAUAUCUCAGACGUAUGGGAGCGGUAACUUGAAGCGUGUGGGUGUGAUUCUCCAGAGGGGGGUUCUGAUUCUGCUGCUGGCCUGUUUCCCCUGCUGGGCUAUCCUCGUCAACACUGAACCUCUCCUACUGGCCGUCAAACAGAGUCCAGAGGUUGCCAGUAUCGCCCAGCUGUAUGUGAAGAUCUUUAUGCCUGCUCUGCCGGCUGCCUUUAUGUACCAGCUGCAAGGGAGGUAUCUUCAAAACCAGGGAAUUAUAUGGCCUCAGGUUGUGACAGGCGUGAUUGCAAAUAUUCUCAACGCAGUCAUCAACUACGUCUUCCUCUACUGUCUGGAUAUGGGCGUUGCUGGAUCUGCUGCAGCCAAUGCUAUCUCACAGUAUUUGUUGGCUGUAAUCUUAUUCACUUACAUCAGCUGCAGGGGUCUGCACAAGGCUACAUGGGGAGGUUGGACUCUGGACUGUCUGCAGGAGUGGGGGCCCUUUGUCCGGCUGGCCAUCCCCAGUAUGCUCAUGCUUUGUCUGGAGUGGUGGAUAUUUGAAAUAGCUGGAUUCCUGGCCGGAGUGAUCAGUGAGACUGAGCUGGGAGCUCAUUCUAUAGCUUAUGAGCUGGCAGCCUUAGCUUAUAUGUUCCCACUUGGAUUUGCUGCGGCUGCCAGUGUACGGGUUGGGAAUGCUCUUGGUGCAGGAAACAUAGAGCAGGCCAAACUGUCUUCCAAAGUCCCCAUCCUUUGUUCAUUCAUAAUUGCAUGUUUCAUUGGAGCCAGCCUCAGCUUUGCCAGAAAUGUCAUUGGAUACAUCUUUACAUCCGAACAAGACAUUUUACAGAGGGUUGCUGACGUCAUGCUCAUAUUUGGCUUUGUGCAUCUUGCUGAUGCUGUUGCGGGUGUUGCUGGAGGGGUUCUCAGAGGAGCAGGGAAACAGCUGAUUGGUGCUCUUUGUAACCUGGUGGGAUACUAUUUUAUUGGUUUCCCUAUUGGUGUGUCCUUAAUGUUUGCAGCAAACAUGGGCAUUGUAGGACUUUGGACAGGACUUUGCAUUUGUGUGCUGAUGCAGUCGAUUUUCUUCGUCACAUUUGUGUUCAAGCUCGAUUGGAAGCAGGCUGCUGAAGAGGCUCUUGUGAGAGCAGGAGUCCAGAUCAAGGAAGAAAAUGAGAUGGUUGAGAUGAGAAUUAAAGACUCGAAUCAGAACCAGUACCAGGUCAGCACUACUGCAUCUAGUGGUGAGAUUACUGAGGUGGACCACACGUAUCAGGAGGUGCAUAUUGCGGACCAGAGUAAAUCCACUACCACUACAGUGGGAAAUGUUUUGUCAAUAACACAGCUGGUUUUACGGCGGGGCCUCGUAUUGCUGCUCAUGGUCCUCAUCCUCAUCGCUGGAAUCAUCGCAGACAUCUUCCUCACCAGGCUGCUGAAAUAAGUUGUCCGAUGAUUCAAAGCUUGCUUUCAGACUGAUGGCUGUCAGGAUUGAUAGCAUCCACCCAUUAAGUAAAUAUAAAAGUUAACACUGAAUCACCUUGUAAUGAAAUGGUUACUGGUGCUGUUGAUCCCACUGAGGAUCAACCCCUGAGUCUGCAGUAUUGUGCAGUGUGUAGCCAACAACCCUUUUAUAGACUACUGGACAGCCACUUAAUGGCAGAGAGUUGAAUCAAACAAGGCAAUGGAAUAUCUAGCCAGUGAGACCCAGACAUUUUUGAGAAGUUACAAUGUCUAAGUCUAUUGUCUAGACAACAGUCAAGCCUACUACUGCACAUAGAGGGCAAAAAAUUGCUUAAUGCAAUUUUGCAAGGAUUUCUUGAGGCAUGUUUGAUUCUGCAUAACAGAGUAUGGUGCUGUAUUCUGUAUCAUAGUGAAUUUGAAUUUGAAUACUUUAGGGACUUUUUGUUUUUUUAUUUGAGGGGCUUCCGGAGGAGUUUUGGUAUCUUUAAUCAAAAUAGACGUGACCCUCCUUUGCUUUGGCCCUCCAAAUGAUUGGGAAAAGGCUUGAGCCACCCCAAAAAUGUAUUGAUGCCUUCUGUACAGGAUGUGCUUGGCAAAGUAUAGAUAGCCACUGUUUACUACAACCAUGACAUCAGUGACUCAACCUCUGCCGUCUCAUCUUACACAUCCC
This is a messenger RNA of Etheostoma cragini (Arkansas darter), 2537 nucleotides long. Its product is annotated as multidrug and toxin extrusion protein 1-like. The record is from RefSeq and is a predicted model, not a curated record. Gene Ontology annotation, molecular function: xenobiotic transmembrane transporter activity; antiporter activity. NCBI's taxonomy places the organism in Eukaryota, Metazoa, Chordata, Actinopteri, Perciformes, Percidae. Gene Ontology annotation, cellular component: membrane. The coding region runs from base 87 to 1847 and encodes 586 amino acids. Gene Ontology annotation, biological process: xenobiotic detoxification by transmembrane export across the plasma membrane. The transcript is spliced from 16 exons.